AUGGCUCAUUCGUUGAUGUCAGCAGAGGUGCCCAAGUGUUCCAUUGAGGAAUACUUGAUGCAGUGCUCAAGAAGACUCUUUGAAAAAGAGCUAGAAGAAGAAGAGGAAAGAAUUGAAUUUAGGAAGAAAUUUCUGAGUGUGAUGCUGCCUCGGGACAUGCCAUUUGGUGGAGGCAAACCUCCCAACUAUCAUCUGGGGGCAGAAGUCUAUCAUCCCAAUUUCUGUGCUCAGCAACUUGGCUGUCCUCAGCUAAUUCCUCACAAGUCAUACAGGAGCUACAAUCGUGCUACCUCUUGGAGGGAUUCAGAUGAUUUGGACGUACAUAAGGACUGCAAAUGUUCGGUAAAUAAAAUAAACAACAGUGUGGAUGUUCUCUACCCCUCGUGGGAGCCUAAUUCCUACAGUUCUGCUGAUUUUGACGCCUGGUGGAAGGCUAGGUUCCAAGGUUUUUCUGCCUUGAGCACUGCCCUCAAGGUGCUUUUUGAUGGCUGGGACUCCUGGGCAAUCUAUGCAGGGGCAGAGGCCAAGAGCUUUAUGGUGUAG
Messenger RNA from Prunus armeniaca (apricot), 543 nucleotides. NCBI's taxonomy places the organism in Eukaryota, Viridiplantae, Streptophyta, Magnoliopsida, Rosales, Rosaceae. The record is from the annotation of a GenBank genome assembly.